AUGAAGUGCUCGGCCACGGUGCUCGGCCGCCGGCAUAACCUGCCUCGCCACCAGUUGUUCUCAUGGUGGUUCUUUGCCACACUUCUAAGUUGCAGCGGCCAAGAAAGCCCACUGGCAAAAUGCUUCAAGGAUCCAGAUUAUGACCAAUGCCUAGAUAUAGCCAGGAAUGGGCUGAAGAAACCAACACAGCGGAAACAUGUGCUGAUUGUGGGCGCAGGGAUGGCGGGACUCAGCGCAGCCUAUGUACUCGCAGAGGCAGGGCAUAAGGUAACAGUUCUUGAAGCCAGCAAGAAUGUGGGAGGAAGAGCUCAGACCUAUAGAAAUCGCAAGGAAGGCUGGUAUGCAAAUCUGGGGCCUAUGCGUUUGGCUAAGGAGAACAAAAUUGUCCAUGAAUAUGUAAAGAAAUUUGGCCUGAAGCUGUCCAAAUUCGUUCAGAAUGAACCAAAUACCUGGUAUUUUGUUAACAACAUCCGAAAGAGAGCCCGGGAAGUCAAAGAGAAGCCCAGCAUCUUGGGAUAUCAUCUGAAGCCCGAAGAAGAAGGCAAAUCUGUUACGAAGUUAUUUCAUGAUGCCCUCAAAAAGGUUAUAGAAGAUGUACAGAGGACGAACUGCAGUUACUUGCUUCAAAACUAUGACUCCUAUUCAACCAAGCAAUAUUUAGUCGAGGUAGCAAACAUGAGCCGUGGCGCUGUCCAGAUGAUUGGGGACUUGCUAAACCAUGGUGCUGGCUAUUACCAGUCCUUCAUUGAGAGCUUGAAAGGGCAAGUCUUCUCUUUCUCAAAGGGCCAUGAUGAACUACUAGGAGGCAUUGAUCUACUGCCAAGAGCCAUUUACAAAACCAUUUCAGAUCGGGUGCUCUUGAAUGCCAGAGUGGUCAGGAUUAAACAAAGGAAAGGUGCUGUUACUGCAUUUUAUAAAACACUUGACCAAUCAUUGUCAAGUGUGACAGCUGACUACGCCAUUCUUACCCCUACAACAAGGGCCACCAGACGCAUCUAUUUUGAACCGCCCCUCUCAGCUAGCAAAUGGGAUGCCUUGCGAUCCGUCUACUACAGGAGCGCCACCAAGGUCUUCCUUGGUUGCUCCAAGAAGUUCUGGGAAGCUGAUGGCAUUCACGGUGGGUCGUCCGUCACCGAUCGUCCAUCCCGAUUCAUCACCUACAUGGCCACUAAUUUCUCCAGUGGCUUUGGGGUUCUCUUGGCUUCCUACGUCAUAAGCGAUGAUUCCACUUUUUUCCUGUCUCUCAGCCAAGAAGACAUCAUUAACAUCGUCCUGGAUGACCUGUCAGUCAUCCAUCAGAUGCCUAAAGAAGAGAUACGACGUAUCUGUAGGUCCUCAGUGAUUAAACGAUGGGACCUGGAUGAGUACGCCAUGUGUGGCUACACUCGGUUCACUCCCUACCAGUUUACGGAAUAUGUUCAACCUCUUCAGCAGCCAGAAGGUAGACUCUAUUUCGCUGGGGAGCACACAACGGUGCUCCAUGGUUGGAUCGAUAGCGCAAUGGCGACAGGAAUGCGAGCGGCAAGAGCGAUCAAUCUCUUGUGAGGGAAGCAUUCCCAGAUCAAACCAACUGAAAAGAAAAGAACUAUAUUGUGA
Molecule: messenger RNA, 1596 nt
Organism: Euleptes europaea (tarantolino)
Lineage: Eukaryota; Metazoa; Chordata; Lepidosauria; Squamata; Sphaerodactylidae
Product: L-amino-acid oxidase-like
Exons: 7
Biological process (GO): amino acid catabolic process
Molecular function (GO): L-amino-acid oxidase activity; polyamine oxidase activity
Source: RefSeq, a predicted model, not a curated record